Molecule: messenger RNA, 2544 nt
Organism: Elaeis guineensis (African oil palm)
Lineage: Eukaryota; Viridiplantae; Streptophyta; Magnoliopsida; Arecales; Arecaceae
Product: serine/threonine-protein kinase ATG1a
Biological process (GO): peptidyl-serine phosphorylation; autophagosome assembly; regulation of autophagy
Cellular component (GO): autophagosome; membrane; phagophore assembly site
Molecular function (GO): protein serine/threonine kinase activity; ATP binding
Source: RefSeq, a predicted model, not a curated record
AAAAAUGUUUCGAUCUGUGAUACAUCUUAAACAGUACGACAUAGUAUUCUGUCGUUCCGGGAAAAUCCCCGGAGAGACGUUUAAUACGGAGCAGUAAACUGGAAAACUGGGACCCACCUCGGUAACCCACUCACGUCUUCUUUUCCUUUCGUCUCUAGUCCUCGUCUCCCCCCAAUUCCACCAUACCAUGCUCUGCGCCUCACUUUUUCACCAGCGUCUAAGCGUCUUCCGACUACUACUCUCUCUAAUGUUCUGAACUUGUAUAAACCAACUCCGAAGCCCAUCGGUUGAGAGGAUGGGGGAGAGUUGGGCGCUGGGGCGUGGGCGGGUGGUCGGGGACUACAUUCUGGGGCCGAGGAUCGGGUCCGGGUCGUUCGCGGUGGUGUGGCGGGCGCGGCACCGGCAGCACGGCCUGGAGGUGGCCGUGAAGGAGAUCGACAAGGACCAGCUCAACUCCAAGAUCCGCGACGGCCUCCUCAAAGAGAUUGCCAUCCUCCGCCAGGUCUCCCACCCCAACAUCGUCCGCCUCCACCAGGCCAUCCAGACGGAGGAUAAGAUAUUUCUCGUGCUGGAGUACUGCACGGGCGGGGAUCUCGCAGCGUACAUACAGCGGCGGGGGAGGGUUUCGGAGGCCGUCGCGAGGCACUUUAUGCGGCAGCUGGCUUCGGGGUUGCAGGUUCUUCAAGAGAAUAAUCUCAUCCACAGGGACCUGAAGCCGCAGAACCUUCUACUGUCAAGUACUGAUGAAACCCCUGUGUUGAAGAUUGGGGAUUUUGGGUUUGCAAGGUAUCUGAUGCCGCAAGGGUUAGCUGACACACUUUGUGGUUCCCCUUUAUACAUGGCUCCAGAGAUUAUGCAGGAUAGACAAUAUGAUGCCAAGGCUGACUUAUGGAGCGUGGGAGCAAUUCUGUUCCAGCUGGUCACAGGGAAGCUGCCUUUUGAUGGAAAUACUCAUUUUCAGCUUUUCCAGAAUAUAUUGGCAUCUAAUGAACUGCAAUUUCCAGAAGAUGUUUUGAUGGACUUGCAUCCUGAUUGUAUUGAUCUCUGUAGAAGCCUUCUACGUCGAAAGCCAGUGGAGAGACUAGCAUUUGAAGAUUUUUUCAACCACAAGUUCUUGGCGCCAAGGAUAAGUGGAACUGCUAUAGAGUCACCCGCAGAUGUUAACUUAGGAGAUGAUGAUCCAUCGAAUUCUUCAGAUGUGCAUACCAUGAAGACUGAAAGCAUGGAUCGAGGUCUUUCAUUCUCAAGUACUUCAAAAGUUGCCGACUCGUUCGACUCCAUCGAACAAGAAUAUGUUCUUGUUCCUGCUAAUUUUGCUUCUAUGGAGACUUUAUUUUCUUCACUGGAGACAUCCGUGCGAGAUAAUUCUACAACUAGACCUCCUAGUUACAGGCAGAAGAUGACUAGCAAGGGUGCUGCUGGUCUGAUGCAAACUAGGGAGCUAGUUGUUAGUUCUAUUUGUGGAGUGGAGAGUGUGGGGAGCCAUGUUUCUGCUCUGCAAUCAACAUCACAGACAUCUAUUGCAUUGGAAGAUGUGCAGGAGACAUCAUCAUUGCAUCCUUCCACUAGGCUUCAGCUUCUAAGCCAGUAUGUAAAUGCCCUCACAGAAUUAGCACAAGGAAAGCUUCAUGCAGGAUUGCAUCUGGAAUCAUUUUCACUUGAACUAGUGACUUUAGCUGUUUGGAAAGAAGCCCUAGACAUAUGUAAUUUAUGGAUGGCCUCCAAAACUGAGACAGAUACUUUCAAUACUUCUUCUGCUAAUGAGUAUCUAUCUCAUCAAAAAGAUCACAUGUCUCUGAACAUAGCAGAGGGAGUGGAUUUCAUGAAGCCGUCAUCUGUUUCCUUGUGGGCAGAGAAGGGAUUUGUUGUUGCAUAUGAUCGAGCUGAAGAGAUCUCUAAUAGCUUGCGGGACAUAGGUGAUUUGGAGAUGCCUGAUGCCGUGGAGAUUAUAUUUCAAACAGCUUUAGCUUACGGGAAAAGUGGUGCUGUGGAUGAAGUUAGGGGACAGAGGAGCAAAGCAGUUGCAUCUUACUCGAGAGCAAUCAUGUUGCUUACAUUUAUUAUGGUGGAAGCAGUGUCACUCCCGUUGAAGCCACCAUUUUCGCUCACUCCUUUAGAUCAGCAACGGAUCCAGAGAUACAUUAUCAAUUUAAGAGGUCGACUAAACAAGUCUCAUAUGGCACAACUAACUGACAGGCAAACUAAUGAAUCUUCCAGCAAGUAAAUAGAUAUGACUCAUCAAGUAGAUUGAUUUGACUCAUCAAGUGACUGCCCCCGGUAUUACUCAGGAAACCAUCAUCUUGGAUAACAUCAUAACAUCUAAUCACAAAACCAGUCAUUGUUUGUCAGACAUCUGUAUUAUAAUCAAGUUUUCUUUUAGAGAAGCUCAUCCAUGCGUGGCUGGGUUCCCUAAAAUUUUGGUUACAAAGCUCCUCAUAUGCAAAUGAAUGUAUAAUCUGUCUUAUAUCUUGAUGACAUUGUAAAUAAAAAAACUAUAAACUGUACAGAUAAAUCAUUGUCAAUAUCAACUUGAAUUGGUACUCA